ACUCUGUCAGUACGUCCGGACAGAGACCCGUUUUCUGUCCUGUCCACAAGCAGGAGCCUCUGAAGCUUUUCUGUGAGACAUGUGACACUUUAACAUGUAGAGACUGCCAGCUUCUGGAGCACAAAGAGCACAGGUACCAGUUUCUGGAAGAAGCGUUCCAGAAUCAUAAAGAAAUCAUCGAGACCAAUAUGGCUAAACUACAAGAAAAGAAGAAAUAUGUCUAUUACUCUGUUUCUCAAGUGCAAAACAGGUUAAAAGAGUUAAAUGAAACGCACAGAAAAGUUGAGCACGAGAUCAAAAUUGCAGUAUUUACUCUUAUAAAUGAGAUCAACAAAAAAGGCAAGGCCCUGCUCCAGCAGCUUGAGAGCGUGAGCAAAGAACGCAGUAUAAGGCUUGUGUCUCAGCAUAAAGACACCACCCAGCUGGCUCAACAGAUCAACCACGUGCUGAACUUUUGCCACUGGGCCAUCACCUCCGGCAGCAGCACUGCGUUGCUCUACAGCAAGAGACCGAUCAUGUACCAACUUCGCCAGCUCUUCAAGGCUAGGCUGGAGCCUGCGCCACAGUCCAACGGAGUUGUGCGCUUCUUCUGUGAUCCGACCUUCUGGGCCAAAAAUGUGGUUAACCUUGGUAAUUUGGUAGUUGAAAAACCUCCUCCAGCUGUACACCCUCCCAAUGUGAUGAUGGGAGGACCCACCAUUUCACCUGGCCAGGGUCACCCAGGCAAACACCCAGGCCAGAUCAACCUGGCUCAGCUCCGACUGCAGCACAUGCAACAAGCUGCGUAUGCAAAGCAGCAUCAGCAGCAUCAGCAGCAACAUCAGCAACAGCAGCAAAUCCAGCAACAAAUGCGCAUUGCCUCCCAAAUGUCCCAGCAGCAGCAUCCCAGACAGGCAGGCCCACCCAUAGUUCAGCAGCAGCCUCCAAGACUCAUCAGUAUGCAGCAGCUGCAAAGAGUACCGGGGGGUAUGAACGGUGGGCCCAGUCCCUCUAUGUACCCCUCUUCCCAUCACAUGCGUCUGCCGGGUCCCCCUCAGAGCCGAAUGGCCACAGCUCAGCCCAGACUUAAUGGACAACAGUUCUCGCCCCUCAUGCAGCCUCAGUUACAGAGACAGAUGUCUAUAGAAUCUGAGAUGAGCCACCCAAGGUUUCGUUUCUUACUGCAGUCAGGGCAUUCCAAUCCAGGCCACGCAGGCCCUUUCCCGGUGGCGUCCCUGCACAACGCUAGUCCCACGAGUCCAACCAGUGCCAGUAUGGCUGGUGCCCACGCUCAUCGAGGACCUGCCAGCCCUAUAAUUGGUCCCAUUGAGCUGAUCCCCUCCGUCACUAAUCCUGAGAACCUGCCCUGCUUACCUGAGAUCCCUCCUAUUCAGUUGGAAGAUGCAGGUUCCAGCAACCUUGGACAGCUUCUUUCUCGUUACAUUUCAGCGAGCACACAUCAGUUUGGAUCAAUAGACUUGAACUCCUCACCUGGACUGUCAACACUUUCUCCUGGAUCUUCAGGUGUAUCCAAUGCUCACACACCAGCACGACCCUCUAGCACCUCCAGCACCGGCAGCAGAGGCAGCUCUAGCUCAGCAGGCAAAGGAGGCACAGGAGGUGGAACCAGUGGAGAGCAGGUGAAGGUGAAGAAGGAACCCGGCACAGAGGACAGCUACAGCUGCACGACGACUUCUCUGAAAACGGAACGAGGCAAAGAUGCAGGAAGGAGUGCCUGCAUGAUGAGCAGUCCAGAGAACAGCCCUCUUGGACUUGUGUCUGCAGGCCAGGAUGCCAUCAAAGGUCUUAGUGACCGCAUCAAAACAGAACCCGAGUCCGAUGCACCGUGUUCUAGACUGAAUGGUGCCAGUGCCACCACAUCGUCCUCUUCCACUAACACCGCCACCUCCUUUACCUCGUUGACCAAGAACAGCAGCAGUGAUUCAAACUCUGUGCUCACCAACGGAAAUGUGGAAAAAGACGGCGAAGCAACAGGAGGGAGAAAAGAGGACGACCCUAAUGAAGACUGGUGCGCUGUUUGUAUCAACGGUGGUAACCUGCUAUGCUGCGACCGCUGUCCCAAAGUGUUCCACAUGAAAUGCCACGUUCCCACUAUAAAAAUCUUCCCACAGGGUGACUUCCUCUGCACAUUUUGCCGAAGUAUAACGAGCCCUGAAAUAGAGUACUGCGACGAAAGCUCGAGAACCAAGGAAAAUCAGAGCCUGAGUGCAGAAGACCAACGGAAAUGCGAACGCCUCCUCUUGUAUAUUUUCUGUCAUGAGCUUAGCAUCGGCUUUAGGGAACCUGUUCCGAUCUCUGUACCCAACUACUACAAGAUCAUUAAGCAGCCCAUGGACCUGAAGAGGGUGAAGAAGAAGCUGCAGGUGCGGAGCUCCCAGUACUACAAGUCCAUACAGGAGUUUGUGAAUGAUAUGCGCCUUAUCUUCAAAAACUGUGCAAAGUACAAUGAGAUGUCUCGAAUAAUCCAAGUUUAUGAUGAGGAGAAAGAGAUUAAUACGCAGGUGGGGUCGGAGAUGGCCAUAUCGGGCAACGCUGUGAGCCUGUACUUCGAGGAGAAACUGGAGGAGAUUUUCCCCGGGCAAAGCUUCCCCGAAACCCCAGAACCCGAAUCCCCAGACGAAAAGGAGAAAGAGGAGGAAGACACAGACGACUCUGAGGAGGACUUCAUACAGCCCAGACGCAAACGGUUGAAAGUGGAUGAGGAACCACUCCACAUCAAGUAAAAACCAACACUAGAAGCAAAAAAAAAAAAAAUUAAUAAAAGUGGAAAAACUGUCUUCCUCUUAAGUCACUUAUUUCUUUAGAUUUUUUUUUUUAUUUUAUUCUGAUUUUUGAAAGGGACAAACGAGAACGAGGUUUUCUAACUGGAUCAUCUCAUCGUUUCCUUUGAAAGAAUAAUUUUCUGCUAUGUUGAAUUUUUUUUGAAGCCUUCAUGGUGGAAGGAGGGAGGAGCUUCAUUCCUUCUGUACUUCGUGGACACGGACUUGUACAGGUUUUGAAGUAGAACCUGUUUUGUUGUAGUUAGCAACUGGAUAUUUGUUUUCUAUCAUUUGCAUUUGUAGAUUUGUUGUGACAUCAGCUUUAUAAAAUCCUUCAAAUCUCCUGUUGUGUUUGAUGUAUGAAAUCUAUAACAUGGAGAUUACCAAGUGUUUGUACGACUGUGGAAAUGUUCUGUAAAUAAGAGCGUUUAACCCUCUGAAAGUAUUGCUGCCGUAUAGAUGUUCCGGUGCGUCCUCAAUAAAACACGUUGAAAUACACCAGAGGAAACGUUUGUGGAGUGAUAUGACAUCGACUAAAAACGAAAUGUGUCUGAUGGUAUUUAGCUGUGUGGACAGUAUUGGAUUAUCUACUUCUCAGUAAUUAUUUAACUGAUGGACGUGGUACAUGACGUCUUGCCAUGACUACUUUGUAAACUAUAAAACAAACAUAAAACUGGACAUUGAGGACUCAUGAUUUGGACAGACUGAGUGUUGUACUUCUAUUCCUUCAUAAUUUAGAUUUCAAAUAAACAUUUCUCAGUAA
This is a messenger RNA of Austrofundulus limnaeus, 3522 nucleotides long. Its product is annotated as E3 ubiquitin-protein ligase TRIM33. Gene Ontology annotation, cellular component: chromatin. Gene Ontology annotation, molecular function: protein binding; zinc ion binding. NCBI's taxonomy places the organism in Eukaryota, Metazoa, Chordata, Actinopteri, Cyprinodontiformes, Rivulidae. The record is from RefSeq and is a predicted model, not a curated record.